GAAAGUACUACUGUUAGUCUUUGCUUUAUUAAUUAUGUUGACUCCGGAUCAGAUACUUGGUGAUCGGUGGAACAUCGAUGGAAACACAAGGAAUUAAUUCACUUGAUAGAUUUUUCAGACCAGAUUAUAUGGAAGCCGGAAGACAGGAAGGAUUCGUCGAGCUUCUGACUGUGGCGGCGCGGUGCUGGACAGCAUUAGGGAAUUAGCUACGCCAGUAGUUGAGCGCUGGGACUACAUUAAUUGCGAUUUCACUGGUUGACAUUUUGCACCAUUUCAUUAAACUUAGAUUGCACUAGUCUCUGAUUGCAUGUGCAUGUAAAACUAAUAAUCUUCAACUCAUCAACUGCAUGCAUUUAUGAUUCCAUCAGUGUUAAGUGUUACAUUAUAUCUAUAUAUACGUGUGUGUGUGUGUGUGUGAGAGAGAGAGAGAGAGAGGGAGGUUCUUUGCUAGAAGUUCAUACUCAACGAUUAGGGAAGCAAAAGUUCUCUUUUUGUUUCCUUUUUCUCGUUUUUCUUAAGUAAGAUGAGGAAGCUUUCCAAAAGACUUGGAGUGUUCGCGGUGAUAUUUGUGUUUGCUAUAGGGAUUGUGGAAUGCCGAAAGCUUGAGAAGGAGACCCUUGGAGGUGGAUUUGGUGGAGGUGCUGGUGGUGGUGGUGGAAUUGGUGGAGGGCUUGGUGGUGGAGGUGGUGCAGGUGGGGGUUUUGGAGGUGGAGCUGGUGGCGGUGCUGGUGGUGGUUUUGGAGGUGGAAAAGGUGGAGGUGUAGGAGUUGGAGGUGGAGCUGGAGGAGGGCUUGGUGGUGGAGGUGGUGCAGGUGGGGGUUUUGGAGGUGGAAAAGGUGGAGGUGUAGGAGUUGGAGGUGGAGCCGGUGGUGGUGUUGGAGGAGGAUUAGGUGGUGGAGGUGGUGCAGGUGGAGGUGCUGGUGGUGGCAUUGGAGGAGGAUUAGGUGGUGGAGGUGGUGCAGGUGGGGGUUUUGGAGGUGGAAAAGGUGGAGGUGUAGGAGUUGGAGGUGGAGCCGGUGGUGGUGUUGGAGGAGGAUUAGGUGGUGGAGGUGGUGCAGGUGGAGGUGCUGGUGGUGGCAUUGGAGGUGGUAAAGGUGGCGGUAUAGGAGCUGGAGGAGGAUUAGGUGGUGGAGGUGGUGCAGGUGGAGGUCUUGGUGGUGGAGGAGGCCUUGGAGGAGGUGGUGGUGCGGGUGCUGGUGGAGGUUUUGGAGGUGGUGCUGGUGGUGGAGGAGGGCUUGGGGGAGGUGGUGGACUCGGUGGUGGUGCAGGUGGAGGUGCUGGUGGUGGUUUCGGUGGUGGUGCUGGAGGAGGAAUUGGAGGGGGAUUUUAGUUCCAUAAACGUGCCAAGGUUGUAAGCUGUAACCAUGCUACUGCAUGAGAAUGGUUGGCAUGCUCGUAAGCGCAUGGCGUAUCCGAUUAUAACUUACUCGUUAGCAAUUAAACAAUAAUGAAAAUAAAAGGCUGCAAUAUGCCUGCUACCAGGAAAAGAUUAGACAUUCGAUGUACUUGUUUUCUGCUGAACAGGAUUUCGAGAGUUUUCAUUUCA
Molecule: messenger RNA, 1546 nt
Organism: Theobroma umbraticum
Lineage: Eukaryota; Viridiplantae; Streptophyta; Magnoliopsida; Malvales; Malvaceae
Source: RefSeq, a predicted model, not a curated record